AUGUGGGACAUGAAGUCCACUCCAGUGCGUAGCUGGUUGAACGAGCACAUCCCAACCCCAUCCUUGGGUCGUGACAUUAGCAGUGAGCAACACUUAACCCAACCUAUACCCUUAGAAGAGAUUACUAUCCCAACUAUUGAUCAAGAGGAGGCACUAACAAGUGAUAUUGGUUCCACUUGGAUGACCCCGAUUUUUUAUUAUCUGGACAAUGGGGUAUUUCCUGAUGAUCCUCUUGAAGCAAAAAAGAUAGUGAAAAAGUCUUUUGGUUACAAUGUCCUAGAUGGAUGGCUUUACAGAAGGUCCUUUUUGCGACCAUGGUUGAAAUGCAUCACUCUUGAGGAAGGGAUGGCGAUCUUGAUUGAUAUUCAUAAAGGUCUGUGUGGUAGUCAUGAAGGUGCUCAGACCAUUGCUAAUAAGGUUCUUAGGCAAGGGUAUUUUUGGCCUUCAGCAAUGGAUGAUGCCAAGGAAUUGGUUCGGAAAUGCAAAAAAAGCCAGGAGUAUAACUUUAUCCCUCAAGCUUUAGUAGAAAAGUUAUCGGCCAUUAGGAGUCCAUGGCCAUUUUAUUAG
Molecule: messenger RNA, 567 nt
Organism: Hevea brasiliensis (rubber tree)
Lineage: Eukaryota; Viridiplantae; Streptophyta; Magnoliopsida; Malpighiales; Euphorbiaceae
Exons: 1
Coding region: 1-567 (188 amino acids)
Source: RefSeq, a predicted model, not a curated record